Messenger RNA from Leptosia nina, 1134 nucleotides. NCBI's taxonomy places the organism in Eukaryota, Metazoa, Arthropoda, Insecta, Lepidoptera, Pieridae. The record is from the annotation of a GenBank genome assembly.
AUGCAAAAUUUGUUACACCUAUAUAAAAGACGGGGUUCUAUUUCCUUUCGACCGCAUUUGGUACUUGAAGGCGGUCAAGCGAAGGAUCGCUACAAAAUGAUCUUUGACAAGAUAACGUUGCUAGCGGUCAUAUGCGGAGUUGCUUAUGGAUCCGGAAUACAUGAGUUACAGCUGGCACCUGGUGAGCCAGCUCCUGUCGUUACAGCAGCAAGUUCACAGUACUUCCAGAGGACGUUCAAUCGUCUGGUAGCUGCUCCUGUGUUUGAGCAAGUACCAGUAGCACCAAUAUUACCACCCCCUCAAGUUAUCCCAGUAGGCCCACCAACAGUACUACCAGUUCAGCCGACAGCUCCAGUAAUUCCAGUAGCGUCUCAGCCGCCGGUGAUUGUAGAAGCAACAAGAACAACAGUACUACCACCACCAACGAAUCCACCUGAAAACGCGGCUUCUGAUCCGAACAUAGCAUUAGCUAUUGCCACGACCCACGCUGCAGCACCAGUCGCCACUAUUCUGCUACCUCCGUACCCGUUUGGACUCCCCCCAGGAUUUAAUUUCAUUCCACAACCAACAGAUAGCUUCCCCACAGAUAAUCCAAACAAAGAACCAACGACUCAAGCUACCACUAAGAAAAGUAAGACGACGCAAAAUGCAACGACUACAGUCGCACCUUCGAAUAUCGAUGACAGUUUCAUCCAAGCCCUACCCUCUAAUGAGAACCCAAAUGUGUUUAGACAAUAUCUGGCACCUCAAGUACCUCAACAAUUACCUCAAACGCCAGCACAAAAACCGCAGAAACUGAAGGCCAAUUUUGAAAUAGUUCCAGUACCUCUGACUUACAUUGCUCCGCCGCCGCUUACUCUUCACCAUCAUCAUCAUAAACAUCAUCACCAUCACAGCUUACCGUUAAAAGUUGUGCCACACGUCCAUACCUUUAUACCAAAGAGUUCGAAGAUAAUAAUUAUAAGGCCGCUAUCAGCGCCACUGAGAGUUAGGACUGUAAAGAUUCCUCAAUACAAAGCUCCCCAGAAGGCAAGGAAUGUUCCUAGAAGAAUAUCCCAAAUGGGAAAUAACCGUGAUAUAGAACCAACCACUUUUAGGCCUAAUCGACCAUUGAACAAGCCUCCUAGAAUAUAA